Molecule: messenger RNA, 2213 nt
Organism: Dermacentor silvarum
Lineage: Eukaryota; Metazoa; Arthropoda; Arachnida; Ixodida; Ixodidae
Exons: 7
Coding region: 410-1834 (474 amino acids)
Molecular function (GO): sequence-specific DNA binding
Source: RefSeq, a predicted model, not a curated record
GUGCCACACCUCUGGAGGCAUUGGUUGAGCUACAGUGCCUAGUAGUUGAGCCGAGCUCGAUCUGUGAGCUCAAGCCCAGAGACGCGCCAAAGAAUGCUGAGCGCUCAGCCGCGGUUACCGCGGGUCCGUGCUUGUCAACUUGCAAUUUCAACAAGUGCCGGAAUCGUGAUUCUGCUGUCCCAGUGAUCGUGCUUAGUUUGCAACUGUGAGCAGUCAACGCUUGUGUGAUAGUUUUUCGGGAAGUGGCGUGUGAGACUGUUGGCAGAAGUUUGUGUGUGUAGUGUUUACGGUUUCGCGAGUCAAAUGAGUGCGCUUGUUUCUGUUGUCACGCGCUUGUUAGUGUCUUGUGGUGAAGUUCCGACUAGUGUGGUAUCACACUGGCGCCUUCAAGCUCAACUCGUCUUCGUCCAUGUGGACCGUUGACCAUCAUUCAGAGCGUCGUGAAUGUCAUUUGAUAUCCAGGUUACUUCGCAUCAUGUCUGAUUCACUCGUCAGCAGCGGUACCGGAUCGGCAAGCCCGUUGAGCACGCUCAGGCAGUUUAGGUUACGAAAGAGAUGUUCGCAGCACAGUCCUGCCUCCAAACAAUGUCCAUCGCAGAGAAACCAGGACCAGAAUCAAACGCAUGGUCAUUCUUCUGCGCUGGGCCGAAACGAAAAUGAUAUUGCCAGCCCCGGCGGGACUCCUGAAUCGGCACUGAAUAGACCUGGCCGGGACUUGGUCAAAAGUGCACAAAAGUCUCAUGGUGAACGACCAAGUGGCUCGAAAGUUGGCUUGGAACUAAGUCCAUCAACAACCAGUGGAGUGAAGCGAAAGCUUUCAGAAUGUGGUGGAGUAUCCAGAGGAUCAGGAAAGCCUGCUCAAAGUGCCUCAAAAAAAACUAUCAAGGAAGAGAAAGAGAGCAGUGAGGAAGACAGCUCAGAUGAAGAGGGCACAAAGUAUAUGACUGACAAAGAAAAAAGUCUCAAGCAGAUUAUUAAAGAGUUCAAAGGAGCUGAUGUUAUGGCUCUGCAAGAUGCCUUGGUGACAUGUAAAUGGGAUGUCUGUGAAACGCGUGCAUACUUGCUGGAAAACCCGCCUCGUCGCAUGGCUCCCAACCCAUAUCGCAACGCGCAAUUCAAUAUUUUUCCCUCGUCUGGCAGCAGAGAUGCGGAUUCUGAUAGUGAAGAGGAGGGAGAGGUGACACCUCAGUUUCACAUUACAAUGCAGGAGACAGUCACUACAAGGAAUGAACCACCAGCGAAGAACACGAUUGGUGGCCUGCCCAAGCCCCAAGCUCCCAGUGACACUGAUUCGUGCAACUCACAAAAGACAGUGGAGCUUCUGCCAGCGAAUGCGAUAAAGGUUGAAGCUGUCAGUGACAACGAAGAACAGAUCGACGGUGAUGUCCACGGUUUUACCAGUGACACUGAUGAAAGUGAUGAAGAAAUACAUCGCACACCUGUAAAGGUUGAACCGCAUAUUAUUACGGGCUACGUGGACAACGCUUCUUCCGAUGAACUGGUUACUAUCUCUGUCUGUCAACCGAAGGUUGAAGCUGUUGAAGAAAACGAGCCACGUGAAACGUGGAAGACUGCGACUAACCAACGAACACCAGAGGACGUGGCUGGCAGGAAAGACAACAAUGAAGAAUUUAUACUCCCCACGGGUCAUGUCCCAGAACACCUGCCAUCUUCAGUAGAGAAGCAAAUCAAUCCUGGUGAUUUUGUGGCCGUUGAGAUUAAAGAAAGCUCCAGCCAGGUACUCAUGGCUGCAUCUUUGUAUGCCACUGCUCUGCAACAACGUUUGACCGAUGAACGAGAGCGCACACGGUUGAGGCGCGUGCAGCCACUGUAGUUUUCUCACUGCCUUAUGGUAAAGUCUUAUGCAGUGUGGGGAGCACACGCACCCAUAUUCUCCCGCAUACUCCCAUCGUCACGUUCGCACGUUGCGGACACAUCGGGAGCUGGCGUAGACAUGCGAGAGCGGCACUAUGCCCUCUCUCGGUUCCCCGUCACCUCUCGCGAUGUGCAUAGCCUUCACCCCCCCCCCCCCUCUCUCGGUUCCCCGUCACCUCUCGCGAUGUGCAUAGCCUUCACCCCCCCCCCCGGCUCGCUGGAAUGGGAGAAGAUGGGUACGUGUUCUCCCCACAGCAGCAAAAUGUGUGCAGUCAGACGUCUUCCUGAAGGUGAUUCAUUAAAGUCUACACGUAUGCAGGCUGAGUGUUUUUUCUGUG